AUGACUUCUCUACAAUCGUCGGCAGCCUUGUACGAGAACAAUGAAACGUACCAGGAAAAUAAUCAAAGCCCAGUUAAUUUGCAGCAACAACAACAACAACAACAACAACAACAGCAAGAAGCACGAGGCACGCAGUCUCACAGUCACCAUCAAUUACCACCACUGCAGAGCAAUAACCAGGGCCCCUUGCUGAAUCAUCAAGCUCCUCCAGUCCCAAACCAAGGACAGCCCAUGUAUUAUCAACCUGCAAUUGACAACUCACCUACUUCAAGUACCGCUUCUACUUACUUUGAAGGUGUAGACUACGACGGACAGAUACCAAGACCCCCAGCACCUCUGCAACAAACUCAAGCACAAGUACGACACCAAUUUACACAGGAACCACAACAACAAGGACAGGUAUCCCAGCUCUCUGACCAUACUCAAAUGCCUUAUCACAUGCACGAUAAUACCAGUGUGACAGCGUCAGAAACAUCCUCGACAUCCGCAAUACCCCACCAGACUUAUGAAUUGUACGAAAACGGAACACUUGAUGGAGCAGAAGUAACGUCAACAUUACCCAACCUGGUUGACCAUGCUUAUCAAACAACACAGCAGCAACAACAACAACAGCAACAACAACAACAGCAACAACACUAUCUGGUGGAUCAAACACCAGCGGCCAUGUCUCAAGCAGACGAGCCAGAGAUAAUUGACACAUCAGCAGACGUUGCGGGAGAACAGCCAUUCUACGUCAACGCUAAACAAUACCAUCGAAUAUUGAAACGAAGAAUAGCUCGUGCGAGGUUGGAGGAAAGUCUCAAAAUCGCCAGAAUAAGAAAGCCAUAUCUUCAUGAAUCAAGACAUAAGCAUGCCAUGAGAAGACCAAGAGGCCAAGGAGGAAGGUUUUUGACGGCGUCUGAAAUUGCUGAGUUGGAAAAACAAAAAAAGAUGGAACAAGAGGCUCAAGAAAAAGCAGAAAAAGAGAAGGAAAGCGAGCCAACAAAAAAUGAGCGACUAGAGGUUGAAACACCAACUGAAGUUGGUGCAAAUGGAGCGCAACAAUCUGAAUCUGCACAGGCAAGUGCACAGGUUGAGGAAAAUGAGAGGGGCAACAACAACAACAACAACAACAGCAACAACAACAACAGCAAAAGUAAUAUCAUGAAUGGUUCACUGAGUAACACAAACAAGACAGAAUCAACAGAAGGGAAACAGGAAUCUAUGCUGGAUUCUACACCUCAUCCUUCUUUGAAUAGCACAUUUGGUGUUGCCACCAAAGAACCAGUACUGGUGGAACCUAAACCUGACACUAAUGAUAUUGGUGAUAUAAAUGAAGCAGGCAAUACCGGCGAUGACACUAACGAAAAUAAUGGCGAGUUGAAGCAGAAUCCAAAAGAACAAAAUCAAUUAGAAGAAACUACAAAAGCCCCUCACGAAAUAGCAGAGAACAAAUCUUCAAAUGAUGUUUUCGUAAAAGAAGAAACUCAAAAUUAG
This is a messenger RNA of Lodderomyces elongisporus, 1476 nucleotides long. It is a transcript of the gene HAP2, whose product is annotated as Hap2p. Gene Ontology annotation, cellular component: CCAAT-binding factor complex. Gene Ontology annotation, biological process: regulation of transcription by RNA polymerase II. Bases 1 to 1476 code for a protein of 491 amino acids. Gene Ontology annotation, molecular function: DNA-binding transcription factor activity, RNA polymerase II-specific. The transcript has a single exon. The record is from RefSeq and is a predicted model, not a curated record. NCBI's taxonomy places the organism in Eukaryota, Fungi, Ascomycota, Pichiomycetes, Serinales, Debaryomycetaceae.